This is a messenger RNA of Acanthosepion pharaonis, 870 nucleotides long. The record is from the annotation of a GenBank genome assembly. NCBI's taxonomy places the organism in Eukaryota, Metazoa, Mollusca, Cephalopoda, Sepiida, Sepiidae.
AUGCGGUUACACUAUUUUUCUUCAUUGUCACUUUGUGACUAUGCAAAAUAUCUCGAACAGUACAUCCUGAAGAAGCAAAUUCUUUCCAGUAAUUUUUUUUCUUUUUUCUCUUUCCCUCUUUUUCACCAUUUUCUCUCUUUCUCCUUUUCUCUACACUUUCUCUCUCCUUUUUCAUUAAUCUUUUUCUUUCUAUCACACUUUCUAUACUCUUUAUCUCUCUCUCUCACGCUACUCUUUAUCUCUCUCUCUCUCUCUCGCUACUCUUUAUCUCUCUCUCUCUCUCUCCGCUACUCUUUAUCUCUCUCUCUCUCACGCUACUCUUUAUCUCUCUCUCUCUCCCUUCCUCUUCUCUUUAUCUCUCUCUCUCUCUCUCUCUCUCUCUUUAUCUCUCUCUCUCUCCGCUACUCUUUAUCUCUCUCUCUCCACUUCUCUUUAUCUCUCUCUCUCUCUAUCUCUCUCUUUAUCUCUCUCUCUCUCUCUCACGCUUCUCUUUUCUCUCUCUCUCUCUCUUCUCUUUCUAUCUAUCUCUCUCUUUCUUCUCUAUCUCUUUAUCUAUCUCUCUCUCCACCUUCUCUUUAUCUCUAUCUCACGCUACUCUUUAUCUCUAUCUCACGCUACUCUUUAUCUCUAUCUCACGCUACUCUUUAUCUCUAUCUCUCUCUCUUUAUCUCUCUCUCUCUCUCUUUAUCUCUCUCUCUCUUUAUCUCUCUCUCUCUCUUUAUCUCUCUCUCUCUCUUUAUCUCUCUCUCUCUACCCUCUUUCCUUGCUUUAUUUCUUUUUUCCAUUUUUUCUUUUAAAUCUAUUUAUUGUGCUUUUUCUUCAUUCCCUGACAUAGAUGUCAAGAGAAAGUUGAAGAUGGGGGUGGGUUGA